Botrytis cinerea B05.10 is the source of this 516-nucleotide messenger RNA. RefSeq lists its product as hypothetical. The transcript has 2 exons. The record is from RefSeq and is a predicted model, not a curated record. Bases 98 to 370 code for a protein of 90 amino acids. Lineage: Eukaryota; Fungi; Ascomycota; Leotiomycetes; Helotiales; Sclerotiniaceae.
GAAGGAUAUUCUCUACACCAGCUAUCUCUCCAACAACAUCCAAAACAUUAUCUACACUUCACCAAUUUUAUCCAAAGUCCUUUUCACUACCGUCAAAAUGGUCCGCAUCUCCUCCAUCGUCAUGUUCUUCCUUGCCAGCGCUUUAUCAGUGCAAGCAUGCACCUAUUGCCAGUGCGAAUUCUCAAACGGUGAUCACUGCUGUGUCUAUUCGGAUGCUGAAAUUGGCAACCUCGAUUGCCCAACCUAUUGCGCUAAUGCUCAUCGCGCAGAUGGUGCAGCUGGUGGUGGAACUGCAUGCGCAGCUGGAGGAAAAUACAAGUGCGCGAGUGCUUUCACAGCUCUUGAUCGUACCCCAUGUUACAAGCAGUAAGAAUCUCCGAUGGGAUGGAGAGUUCUGAUGGAUGGUUGGAGGAAGGGUUUCAUGGGAAUCGCAUUAUUGUGUCUCAAGACUCCCUCAUUUUGUAGUUAUAGCAAAGUCAGAUGGUCGGGAGUGUGGUCAGAAGUAGAGGAAUAUCA